AUGUUUGAGAUCGAAGGCUGUGGUAAUCUAGAACCUGAGCACAGAGUCGCUGCCAUCAUUGAGCAAGAUGUUUUAAGAAAGGCACUCACAAAAUCAAACCUUACCCGAGAAGACCUCCUAGACCCUACAAAUCAGCCAAAUCUUAUACUAGAAGGCGAGGAUCUGAUAACUUGUGUAUAUGGGAAACAUCGUUUGAAAGCUGGCGAGAGAUUUGGAGAGACUAUAUGGCUGGUUGAUCUCUAUCGAGACGAUAUCUCGAUUGAGGCACUCGCCCAAUUGCGUGAGGAAUCGACAGAAAGCAUAAAAUUUACUGUCGGCGAAAUAUAUCGUACCCUUAGGUCCUACCAAAUUUCCCAAAACGCCGCCCAGGAGCAGAAAUGGUGGGCUAGACUAGGUUCCGAAGACUGUCGCAAGCAGGUACGACGCUUACAACGUGACACUCAUCGGCGUGACAUUCUAGACAUGUUGUUACCUUAUGUUGGGCUAUGGAAACCUCUGAGAUCAUCCCAAAUCACAAGGAUGCUAGGACUGAAAUGCCCGGAGAUCCUACUUCAUUACCUGCGGAAGAUAUAUGAAAUGUGGAAAGCAGUUGUCAAUCCACAAUGGGGUUCAGUUGUCGACUCAGAUUCCGUGCUCCAGAUUGAAGGAUUGAUGCCCAACAUCUCACUAGCAGACCGAAGACGCGUCACGGAUCUUAUGGAUUCAAAACGGAUAUUUCCCCUUAUUACAAUACCUGAGGAUAGGGAGAAGGUCAAGACUCAUCUUCUCCAAACGCCUGGGAGAAUAAUAUCUCUCAAUACGCUUCUCCAAGAUACAUUGUUCCUCGAAGAACCAGCAAAAGCCCUCCACCGUCUCUGUCCUCCGAAAUUUAAAGGAAGCUUCAAAAAGGCCAUGUUGAGUCAAUGGAAUCUUAUUGGAGCUGCCGGAAUCCUUGAAAUUCAGACUGCAGAACACAAAUUUACAAAGAUGAAACAAACUGAGCACUCGUUCUCGAUAUCUAUGAUGCAGCUUUGGCUUUUCGCUUGCCGGCAUUUCGUCCACCAGCGAAGCCGCGCAAGAAAAAAUCGACAUCAUUUCGAAUGGCCUACUAAGGAUGUGAGUUUGAGUAGACUUGCUACAUUGGCUUCGCGAUUGGGCUUUAAAUCUGAACAAAUUAGCCUGCUUCAAAACAACAAUUUGGGACAACUUAUGGCACAAGGAUUUUUUAAAUCUCUUUGCAGGGAGGAGUUCUACGAAUACAAGGAGUAUAAAGUGCAAUCAAUGUCCAACAAACUUCAGAGCUUUUUGCAGAACCUUCCUAGGUAUGUGGAGGAGGAGGAUGCUACUGCCCAAUUUACGACAAACGACCCAGAACUCGAGGCGAGCCACAGAUUUAACAGCCCUACGCGAGAUGAGUAUGAUCGGCAGCGCAAACAUAUGUUUGCCAAUCAAUUGUUCGGUCGAGAUCAGCCACAGUCACAAUAUGUAACGUCACUCGGUGUGACAAAAGACAUUAUAGGCUGUUUCUUCGGAAAAACUCUAUUUCAACAACUCUGGGAGCAAAAUUCUCUCCAAAGCUCCUAUAGUCCUGAAUCUAUGGAGGUAGACACAGCGGGUUCUGCUGAGGAGCGCCCCGCAGUUCACCCACUAAACUCACCGCCAGUGGAAGUGCUCCAAUCGUCUAUGCACUCACCACCAGUGGAAGUGCCCCAAUCGUCUGUGAACUCCGGACUAGAUGUGAUAAAAGACGACGACCGCACAUUAGAACUUGACAACCACCCAAGUGGAACCCCCGAUCGUGAUGCACCACCGUUGGCAGCUGGCUUUGAGGAAACAUCUCAACAAAUGGAAAUAAAAAACUACUUAUCGACUAAUCGGACGGUUUCUGAGAUGCUUUCAGAGUGGUAUCAGUCACGCCAAGAACUGAUUCUUGUCUACCUUUUCGAAUCACGAAUUUACUACAAAUUUUUCUUGGCUGGUGGAUCAAACCUACGAGCAAAUCUCCGAGACCUUGCUAGGAAACAUGUUCUCAUGGUGGCCAAUGAGCAUGAACUAGUAAACCCGGAUAUGAACGAAGUGUAUGAAGCAGCUUUGAAACAUCGGUUAGUACUGGUCGCGAAAAAAGACAAUCCGAGCCAUGAAAGAGAGCUAGAAGGGACUAUCUCGUUAGAUAAACUCCGAGAGUACUUUCUUAACUACGAUAUCCAUACAGGAAAGAGAAAGGCAGAUUCUACAGCCAAUCGAUCUGGCAAGCGUCACAAGGAUGGACACCUUUCGAUCGAUUAUGAAGAGGAGCUGUAA
This is a messenger RNA of Penicillium canescens, 2280 nucleotides long. RefSeq lists its product as uncharacterized. Lineage: Eukaryota; Fungi; Ascomycota; Eurotiomycetes; Eurotiales; Aspergillaceae. The coding region runs from base 1 to 2280 and encodes 759 amino acids. The record is from RefSeq and is a predicted model, not a curated record. The transcript is spliced from 3 exons.